This is a messenger RNA of Diabrotica balteata, 1917 nucleotides long. NCBI's taxonomy places the organism in Eukaryota, Metazoa, Arthropoda, Insecta, Coleoptera, Chrysomelidae. The record is from the annotation of a GenBank genome assembly.
AUGAUGCCCACGCUUGAAACGACAACGAGCGUGGCACACUUUAUCAAACAAUUUUAAAAUUUAGACUGUAAAAAAGCUCCUUUUUUUUCUCUAAAAAAAAAAUUAAAUAAAAAUAUUGUGCGAGACACUGAUUAGCGAGACAAAAGAAUUAAACACAUUAUUAUAAGAUUCGCGUAUCAAGUUACAUAAUAAAAAUGAUAAAAUAAUAAAAUCGUGUUGAUAAGGACGGGUAUGUUUAUUAAUGAUCUGAAAUAAUAGAUACAAUAUAGUGGUAACUUACAUUGUGUGACGACGAAUGCUGUAACUAUUGAGCCUAUCAAAAUGAGCUUGGUUCUUACCUUCCUUGGAUACGGAAUCUCUCUACUUCUCGUAGCAGCAGUAUCAUUAUACGCGUAUUUCCUGUAUUCGUACACAUACUGGUCUAAAAAAGGAGUACCUUAUCUAGAGCCGAAGUUUCCAUACGGAAACUGUAUUUCUAUGUUCGCUAAGGCUAAAGGGUAUCCCGUAGGAAUUUUAGAUAGCUGUUACACGAAAAUGAGGGAGAAAGGAUGGAAGAUUGGAGGAUUCUUCACAAUAGCCAGGCCUACACUCUUGAUAUUGGAUCCUGAAUAUGUUAGAGAUGUUUUGGUAAAGGACUUCAGUUACUUUGUAGACAGAGGAUUUUAUUACACAAAACAUGAUCAGGUAACAGAAAAUCUCUUCGUAAUGGACGAAACAAAUUGGAAAAAUAUGAGAACAAAACUAACCCCAACAUUCACGACAGGAAAAAUGAAAAUGAUGUUUCCACUUAUAACCCACGCAUGUGGACAAAUGACGAAUUUCAUUGGACAAUUGGCUGAAAAGAAACAAGACGUCGAUAUUAGAGAGUGUUUGGCCAUGUUUACCACAGAUGUGAUAGUGUCUUGCGCAUUUGGACUCGACAGUAACUGUUUUACAGAUAAAGAAAGCAAAUUCAGGAAUAUAGGAAAGUCCUAUUUCAGUUUUAAAGAUGUAUUACUUGCAGCUAAAGUAUCGAUGAUGACUUAUGCUCCAGAGCUAGCUCUCAAAUUGGGAGUCCCAAGUCUAAAAAAGGAACAACGCCAAUUUUUCAUCGAUAUAAUUGGUUCAACAGUCGAUUAUAGAAGAAAAAAUAACGUAAGAAGAGAAGAUUUUCUUCAGCUAAUGAUCAACUUAUUAGAUCAACCAAAAGAUGCUCCAAAUCAUGUAACGUUCGACCAAUUGAUAGCUCAAGUCAGCAUUUUCUUCGUGGCAGGUUUUGAAACAUCAUCGUCAACCAUGACAUUUGCUUUAUAUGAGUUAGCAAAACAUCCAGAAUAUCAAGACAGACUUAGAGACGAGAUUACAUCAGUAUUAAGCGAUAAAAAAGAACUAACCUACGAAUCCAUCAACGAAAUGAAGUACCUUCAGCAAGUUAUUGAUGAAACUUUAAGGUUGUAUCCAGUAGUUUCAAAUCUUCAGAGGAAGUGUGUGAAGGACUACACGUUUAAAAACACUAAUAUAGUUGUAGAAAAGGGUGUGACUUGUGUAAUACCGAUAUUUAAUAUACAAAGAGAUCCUGAAUUGUUUAAAGAUCCUUUAACGUUUGACCCCGAACGAUUUAGUCCUGAAAAUAAGAAUACUAUUGUUCCGUAUUCAAACUUACCAUUUGGAGAAGGACCUCGAAACUGUAUAGGAUUAAGAUUUGGAUAUAUGCAAAGCAAAAUAGGGAUUAUAGAGACUAUACGGAAAUUUAAAUUGACAAUUAGUCCAAGUACCAAAAUGCCUAUACAAAUCGAUCCAGGUUUCUUUAUAUUACAGCCAAUAGAAACUCUUUACCUGCAAGCAGAACCAAUAUAAUGAAUUUGAACAAUUUGUUAACGAUUUUUAACAUUAGUUUUUUUUUAAUAAUAAUAAUAAUAUAGUUUUUAAGACUUACAA